Molecule: messenger RNA, 1053 nt
Organism: Capsicum annuum
Lineage: Eukaryota; Viridiplantae; Streptophyta; Magnoliopsida; Solanales; Solanaceae
Exons: 2
Coding region: 160-486 (108 amino acids)
Source: RefSeq, a predicted model, not a curated record
UUUUUCAUUGAAAUAUCUUAGAUAUCAAUUAAAUUCGUGAUGAAUUCUUAACAUUUUCUGCUUUGUUGUGCUUUAUCCUCCUCUAUAACCAAUCACAAUUUUUUUAAUUAAAUUUCAGGGAAGAGCAGAUUGGAGACGUCAAACAGUCAUACAGACCAAAUGGAUGUUGAUCAGGAGCCGGCAGUUUACUUGGAAGAGGAAAUUCUUGCGUUGAAAGUUGGUUCCUGGAGAAAAAUCAAUAAACAUCCUCAUGGCGUUUACAAUGCGGUGACUCGUACUCACUCUUUGGCAUUUGUCCGUGAGGCAUUUCAUUGGAUCGGUAAUUCAAGAGAACGUGGCUCAAGACACUCUAGCUCAAUAGAGUAUUCUCUGGUGUCAUUUUGUAUUUCAAAAGAAAUUUAUGGAGAGAUACCCUUGCCGGAGGAAAUAUUAUCCCUUGAGGGCAUCGUCUUUUUUGGUGUUUCAGUAUUGGACGGAAUGCUAUGAGUUCAUGCUACUAAAAAUUUGUGCGGGUUCGAAACUUUGAAGUUAUGGGCAUUGAAAGACUAUGGUGUCAAGGAAUCUUGGAGUGCAUUGUUUACUAUGGAAGAUCCCUUGAUUUAUAGAUUCAUACCGAGAUAUAGAUUUGCUGAUGGUGAACUGCUAUUCAGUUGCAUACAUUUGCCAAGUGAUGAGCCUUUAUUUCGUACAUCCAGUGGACCAUUUUUGUCAUGGCCGGAUGCUGGCUAUGUUGGAGGAGUAGCAUAUACAGAAAGCUUGAUCUCUCCGAGAUCACUUAUUUAUUAGUUUCUUGUGUAUGAUAGAUGGUCCUGCGAAAACAACCUCUUUCUCCACGAGGUAGAGUUAAAGGUAUGCAUGUACUCUACCUUUCCCUGAACCCACUUGUGGGAUUUCAGUGGGUAUGUUGUGUGUUAGGUAUUAUCGAUGCGCUUUUCUUUUUCCAAUAAUUAUAUUACAAUCUUGUAUUCUUAUAAGGAUUGUGGCUGGACAUGUUUAAACUUUUUGAUAGACUAAUUAAUAGUUUAUGGGAAAAGGCUCAAAUGUGCCACUGAA